UAUUAACACAAAAGUCUGGCAGUAAUAUGUAGUUUAAAAUUUGUUGAUUUUUAUUUGGAUUUCUGAUAAAUUACUAUAUAUUUUAAAAUUUAAAUUUGUUUAUUUUUAAAUACAACUAAAUUUUAGUCAAAUAAGGAUAAAUUAAAUUUGGUUCCUACAUUUUACAUUUUUAACUAAUUAUCGCCUUGUCAACGUAAAAUACCAGAUGCCUGCACCAGCAACACUGAAUUCAAUUGAUCGUCCUGAAUCGGGGAAGCAAAUGGAGAGGGAUAAAAGUGGUAGUUCUAAUUGGGGAAAAAUGGAGAAUGGACCUGAUAAUGCUCAAAUUAAUCCCUUAAGUAAGCGGUGUGAUAGAUCCAUGUUGAAAACCAGGAAAAAAAAUAAAAACGCAAUUGAGGAAAACAUCCUUCAUGAUGCACUUGAACUUUGUGGAACUGCUUGUUCACAAUUGUGUGAUUUGAAUCGAGUGAUUGGUUUUACAAGAUGUUUUUCACGCCUUCAAACGGAAAGUAAAGGCUUGAUCAAAAUAAAGAAGAAAUCCAGCCUUGAAAUCAAUUAUACGCAAUCAACCCACCAACAUAUUAAAUUGGCCGAUAUAUGUUUCGAAAACCUAGAAUCUAGCCCGUUGAUGAGCGUCUUCACGAAAUUAAAAACGAAGCUCCACGAGGAGAUAGCAGAAAUAAUAAAAAAUAUGCAAAUGCUUACUCCAGCUAUUCAAGAAUGCCAAUAUUCAAUGUCUGCAGAAGUGGCGACUCUGGAGGGGGUCGAGAAGUGUGCCCUGAAGAUAUGCAGAGAAGUUCGGAAAAUAGAAUGUACGUUGUUGAUUAUCAGAAAUAGGAUUUGCAUGCCCAAAACAAUUGGUACCGCCGUUCCAUGGUUUUGUUGCAAAAAGGAAUUGCUUCAAAUUCAUAUUUUGCAAAAGCGCUUGAAUGAAGUCCGAAAUGAAGUCCUAAGAAAAAAAUGUUGUGUGAGUAUAUGUACCGACGGAAAUCAACGAUUGCAAGCUUAUAAUGACGAAUUGAAAAAAACCAUACAAGAACUUUUGACGGUACAUGAGGCAUAUCAACAGGAGAUAUCUGAUCUACAGGAAGACAUAGCUCCUAAACCGCCACACUCCCCGCCAAGUUCUUCAACACCUUCGGAUGAUUCGCCGUCAACACCGCACAUUGAUGAUCCCUCUCCUCUCACAACGUCCACUUCCGUCUCACCAUCAACUCCAUCAUCUGGAAAAUUGUCAACCUCCACACCUCCUUCAAGCUCGAAGCAGUCGUCUGUGAGUCGGCUCAGCUGUAGAAACUCGUCAAUACCAACAGAUAUCCUUUCGAUAUCUUCAAGUUCUCCACAUAAUCUACCAACAAGUAGUGAUUCGGUGGAGUCAUCUGCGAGUCAGGUUAGCUGUAAAACUUCAUCGGUACCAACACUCACAGCUUCAGAGUCGGUGGUUACACCGCCCUCGCCCUCGUUGAAAUCUUGUAGAAAUUCAUCAACACCAACCCUUAUGCCUUCCACCUCGGAACCGACAUCGAAAUCUUCAAGUUCUCGACCAACUUUACCAUGCGGAGAAUCAUCAUUGCCAACAACUACACAUACCAGUGAUUCGGACCAGUCAUCUGCCAGUCAGGUUAGCUGUAAAACUUCCUCGGCACCGACAGUUACAGCUUCAGAGUCGAUGAUUACACCGCACUCGCCGUCGUUGAUAUCUUGUAAAAAUUCAUCAACACCAACCCUUACUCCUUCCACCUCUGAACCGACAUCGAUAUCUUCAAGUUCUCGACCAACUUUACCAUGUGGAGAUUCCUCAUUGCCAACAACUAUACAUACCAGUGAUUCGGAGCAGUCAUCUGCGAGUCAAGUUAGCUGUAAAACUUCUUCGGCACCGACCCCCUCAGCUCCAGAGUCGUUGGUUACACCUCAAUCACCUUCGCUAAAAUCCUGUAAAAAUUCGUCGACAGCAACCCUUACUCCUUCCACCUCGGAAAAGACAUCGAUAUCUUCAAGCUCUCGACCUACUUUACCAUGUGGAGAAUCUUCGUUGCCAACAAUUACACUUAACAGUGAUUCGGUGCAGUCAUCCGCGAGUCAGGUUAGCUGUAAAACUUCUUCGACGCCGACGCUUACAGCCUCAGAGUCUCAGUCUCAGCCUCGUGUUACAUCCCACACACCCUCGUUAAAAUCUUGUAGAAAUUCGUCAACACCAACACGUACGCCUUCCAGAUCUUCAAGUUCUCGACCCACUCUAGCAUGUGGAGAUUCUUCAUUGCCAACAAAUACACCUUCCAAUAAAUCGGGACAGGCAUCCGCAAGUGGCGUGACUGAAAGAUCAUUAACUCCUUCCCUUGAAUGUCGGCAGUCUUCAGUAUCGUCAGCUACCUACUCCAACUCGAUAUCGACGCAAGUGAUGCAAUCAUCGAAAUGCGAAAAGUCCUCAUCUGAGACGAUUCAUGGACAUAUUUUAGGAGCGACUCCUGGUUAUAAUCUGGAAAUAUCAACGUCUAGUUCGCAUAAUGAAGAUGAAGAAGACGAAUCCCUGGAACCCGACGUAUCUAGCGGGAAGCCAAAGAAAGAUUCCGAUAGAGAUGGUGAUGAUGAUGGACGUGGCUUUGGAGGCCGAGGAAGAGAGCGUCCUGCAGAUGAUCGACAAGAACGUAAGGGAUCGCGAAAAAGUCGAGAUUCCAAACGGGACGAUAUUAAGAAAACUUGCAACCCUAGCUGCUCCUGCAAAAACAGGAGUGCAAAUUCCGAAAAAAAACUAAGAGACGCACUUGGUAAUCGCUGCUUACUGAAUCGUCCAGUUAUUAAUUGUCAACUUUUUGGGCGUAAAUUAGUGCUACAGGAUGAGAAUACAGCUCCGAGAAAUGAUGUUGACGAACUAAUGUGGGUUGACCAACAUUUGAAUAACGGCGAACGUAACGCUAGACAGGAGAGUCUAGCGAAGAUAGUGAGGUCGCUGGUUGCACAGUUGGAAAUUGACCAGAGAAAACUUGAAAGAUAUAAACGGGAGCUGGCAGUUUCCAGUAAAGGCAAUGAAGCGAAAAUGUUAAAAUCAGGAAUCAGCGGUAUAGGAGCGAAGUCGAAUUUGGCAUUUUUGGAUGAAAAUCUGAGAAAAUAUGCUUUUAACCAUAAUAACGAAAGUACGCAGAAUUUCCAGGGACUGAUUAGGACUGACAAACUGAAAGCGUUAGUAGCGCACGCCAUUACUUUAAAUACUCAAAAUGAGAAAAAUUUUAGGGCCUGCUUAAAGUAUAGGAAGUUGGUCGAAAGUUAUCAAAGUGAUUUGGAGAAAUAUAUCCAGAAACUCUUAGAGCGUUCGACUGUUUGCAACGUUCAUACGAAACCAGGAAAGCAUUCCGAAAAGGCAGAGUGGAUUGAAUACUCAAAGGAUGUUGGAAUUUUAGCGAAGGGUGUGAACGUAGAAGUGCAAAGACAAAAGCUGGCAUUGAAAAUAUAUAAGAAGGAGUGCGAUGUUCGAAUUCAAAGGAAGAGGAACCUUUUGGCGAAGUUAGGAAUGUAUACAAAACUUCAGCAAUAUUUUUACACACAAACCUUUGUGGUUCCCAAAGAAUCAGAGAUUGUAAACCUUACGAGAUCAGAAGCGAAAUACAAGAGAUUGCUGAAGAAAUAUGAAAAGAGUAACGAUCAUUUGACCAAACAAAGAGAAGAGAUCCUAGAUGACCUCAAAACACGUAAAGAGAGGUUUGAAGCUAAAAAAUUAGAAAUGGAAUCUUUCAAUAAUCGUAUUGUUGAAGAUAUUAAGGACAUAAAGAGUGAGAACGAAAAAAUGAGUGGCGAGAUAGAAGAACUGGAGGUUAAGAAAACUAAUCUUUCGAAUCAGUCAUCAGAUUUCAAUCUGAAUAUUGAGGAUUGUAAAUUAAAAUUGGAAGAACUUACAUCUAGGCUGGUCAUUGCUCAGCAACUUAUCAUUCCGGAAGUAAUAAAAUGUGAUGCGUCGAACGAAACAUUUGCUGAAGAAUUUCACGUAGCCUAUAGCGGAUCUCCAGGACAAACUCUAAACUUCCGACAGAACACGUCUCCUGGCCGAUCCUCCCAAAUUCAGACUUUCUGGGAAACUUUUCGCCAGGAAGUUCAGAGUGCCAUUCGCAGUAUAGAACCCGCAACUAUAGAGAAUGAUAUUCAAAAUGAACUCUUAAAGAUUGACAGGUCGCUUGAAGAACUGAAAGCGCCCAAAAACUUGUUGACGAUGUUGAACAAUUCUGGUGAAAUUAUUGGGGGGAAAGAUCCUGACUUGCAUGACAUCUGUUUGAAGAUAAUUCGCCAAGGCAUAAAUCGCCUUAAUUUCUACGACCUACUCCAUUUGCAUUCUGCAGUUUGUAAUGCCGGCAUAGAGCUUCGUAGGAAAGCACGAGGAAGUCGAUAUAGCUGCGGAGCACCAAUUGUUCGAUUAACACGGGACAAGGGUCUAAGCCGCGCAGAAACGAUAAGACUUGAAAAACUUGAAAAGGAUAUGAGCAAAACACAACAAUUAUUACGAUUCCUACAGAGGCAGGAGGAUCAUUUGGAAUAAUUGUCGAUCGUUUGGUAUUUGUUGGCGAUAUUUGGUUGUUAGAAAUAUUACUGUCAAUGGACUUUUGAUUUACUAUAGAAAAUACAUUUUUCUCUUAUUUAUUACA
Hermetia illucens (black soldier fly) is the source of this 4628-nucleotide messenger RNA. RefSeq lists its product as uncharacterized. The record is from RefSeq and is a predicted model, not a curated record. Lineage: Eukaryota; Metazoa; Arthropoda; Insecta; Diptera; Stratiomyidae. The coding region runs from base 206 to 4522 and encodes 1438 amino acids. The transcript is spliced from 3 exons.